AUGAAGAGCACCUGCUCCCCAGACAGUGGUGUGAAUGAAGAAGGCAUUCUGCCCUGUAAAAAAGAAGAACUACAGUGUGGCAACGGACUCUGCCUCCUGAACUGGCUGCGCUGUCACUACAAGAAGGACUGUGGCAGAGACUACAUGUCCAUCAAACUAACAUGCUCAAAAGUUCACUUGAACCAGAGCAGCCCUAUCAGUGAGUUUCCCGGCUACAGUGAAAACGGCAAUGACACCAGCUUGCUGGUCUCCCCCCUCCUGGUAGCUGGAGUAGUGAUUGGACUUGUGCUGUUUCUAUCCUGUGUGACAAUCAUUGUUGGCAGCCUGAGAAAGGAUGGACGCUUAAGACACCCACACCUGAGGAGAGAAGCUAAUUAUGCUCCAGAUGGCUUCUCCUACGGUGGCUCAAUUGGAGAACUGAGAUCCACCUGCACAGAGGAGUUCCCACCAGCUUUUGACUUUGGUUCCUACAUGGAGACUCUGUCUCAGGUCAAUGUCAUGUAUCCUGACUCACCUCCAUGCUACGAUGAGUGCAUUGGGCCUGGAGCGACACAAAUCUAUAUUCCUACAGAUGAUCCUCCACCGUAUUCUCUGACAGAUCCUUGUCAAAGGAAUGAAUUGUCUAUAAACAUUAGCUUGGAAGAGGAGGCAGCCUCUGGGACUACAGGAAGGGCUUCUAAUUAUCCAGUCAGACUGCAGGACUUGCAGCAGCCCAUCUCAUCAAUUUCUUUGACAGCACUCACUCUCGAGGCUGCCCCCCCAUAUGAGACGGUUGUGUGCGAACAAAAUAGCCCCAUUCCCCUGGUUCCAAUGGAUGUGCUGAAAAAUUCUUCAACUGACUGUCAAACCCUUCUCAACCAAAUCAUCUAA
Molecule: messenger RNA, 870 nt
Organism: Emys orbicularis (European pond turtle)
Lineage: Eukaryota; Metazoa; Chordata; Testudines; Emydidae
Gene: BEAN1
Product: brain expressed associated with NEDD4 1
Exons: 5
Coding region: 1-870 (289 amino acids)
Molecular function (GO): protein binding
Source: RefSeq, a predicted model, not a curated record